Messenger RNA from Drosophila teissieri, 1742 nucleotides. RefSeq names its product scavenger receptor class B member 1. The transcript is spliced from 4 exons. Gene Ontology annotation, molecular function: scavenger receptor activity. Bases 96 to 1619 code for a protein of 507 amino acids. NCBI's taxonomy places the organism in Eukaryota, Metazoa, Arthropoda, Insecta, Diptera, Drosophilidae. The record is from RefSeq and is a predicted model, not a curated record. Gene Ontology annotation, cellular component: cytoplasm; membrane.
UUUAGAAUUCGACUCAAACGGAUCGCGUGUUUUCCCCCGAUCGGACGCGAAUCACUCCCGUCUCUGGUUUCGGUCAAAGCCGUCCUUAGAAAACAAUGAAGCCAGUUCAGUGGGUGAAAAUAGUGCUGUGCCUGAUCCUUGCGGGCCUCAAUGUAUUCCUCUUCGUGGUGUCUUGUGGAGUGGACUACCGCAUCUUGGUGGCUAGGGAACAUAUACGCUUCCGCCAGGAGAUGCCCACCAUGGACAGUUGGAUAAACUCGCCGUUCGGGAAGCUGAAGAGCUACGUCUUCAACGUGACCAACGCCGAGGAGUUCCGCAGCGGUCGUGAUAAUAAGCUUAAGGUGGAGGAGAUUGGCCCCAUCGUGUACAAGAUCGUGGGGUUCAACGACAUCUUAGAUCGCAACGAGACAAACGUCAGGUAUCGCAAGCACCGAUACCGCGUAGUGGAAUUCCUCCCGGAGGACAGUGUGGCACCCGACGUCCUCAACUGGACCAUUACGUCCACGAACAACGUUAUCCUGGGCGCAGCGACGAAGAUCAAGCAUACGGCGCCACUUGCAGCCUUUGGUUUUGAUGCCGCUCUCAUGAUGGAGGAUAUAUUUGUUACAGACAGCGUCUACUACUUCCUGUGGGAGUUCACGCGUCCCCUGCUGCAAACGCUGUCCAGAAUCUCCAACAUAAGAUCCAACGUUGCUGUUCUCUACAACGCCCUCAAAGAGAAGGAAGAGGUUUACACGGUCAACAUUGGCCCGAAGCGCGGCAUUGAGAACUUCUUUCGCAUCGAGACGCUCAACGACGAGGUUAUCAUCCGGGAACAGCUUCGGCACACCAGUCGGUACGACUCCAACUCUUGCCCCUUUAACGUGUCCGGAGCGCUGGACAACUCCCUCUUUCCGCCCUUUGUCCAGCCGGAUACGCCGCUGGACAUAGUGGCUAUCGAGUCCUGCCGGGUCCUCCCGCUGACGUACCAGCGCCAGGAGCGCUACAACGGCCUUGACACCUUCCACUACACGCUGCUUAAACCUUACCAGAAGCCUCCCGGAUGCCUGGACAGGAGCUACGGGAUCAAGCUUCCUGACGGAAUGUUUGACGUAUCCCAGUGUGUGAUAAAUGACGCCCCCUCUGCGUUUUCGAUGCCACACUUUUACGGAAGCAGCUACAACUGGAGCCAGCACUACGAAGGAUACACACCCAACGCCGAGGAUCACGAGCCAUACAUUUUGCUGGAGCCGGUCACCGGUAUUCCGGUUACGGAGAAAUACCGCUUCCAGUCCAACAUUCCUAUUCCGGAUCUCAGGAGCUUUAGCUCACGCCUAAAACGGUUUAGCAACAUGAUGAUUCCCAGUUUUUGGUAUGAGUUCGAAAUGGGAGAGCUGCCCGGCUUCGUGACCGCCCUCAUGUGGAUCAACGUCAACAUUGUGCCACACAUGCAGCCGUAUUGCAUGGCCCUUUUCCUGGUGCUGGCCUUGUGGAGUGUCCUAAAGGCAAUUCGAGUGGCCUGCGGCGACCUAAGCUAUGCGGGUCUCUUCCGGAAGUUAUGUGGCGACAUGGGUGCGGUCACCGCGCUAGAGACCAAAUUCCAGGCCACUAACGAUUCCCCCGACGUGGCUGUCAAAUAGUGAUCUACUUUCUAGACUGGACCCGUGUAUAUAUGUAUGCAAGACUUAGAUUUAGGGUAGAGGUGUCGCUGCUGAUGAACUAUCAGUAGUCCGCCGUUACGUAAUAUACGAUUUAGUGGAAAA